UCACGGACCUGCGGCGCUGAACCCCGCCCGCCCGGGGGCGGCGGGGACGCCGCGGGGAGGCGGGAGCACCGCCCGGGCGGCGGCCGGCUGUGGUCACAGGUGGGCGGCAGCGGAGAGCGGAGCCGGGGUCCCCGAGACUCCAGUCAUCGCGGCCGUAACCCCGCGGAUCAGAGAUCCCGGAGCCGCGUCCGCGCCCCGGGAGAAGCCAACCCUGCUCCUCUCCGCCCCGGCCUCUUUGGCUGUAGCCGCACCUCGGCUCCGGAGCGCAGUGACAGGUGGAAAUCACGACCCAGAAGGGCACUAUGAAGCCAGUGAAGAAAACCAAAGCGGAGGAACCUGAAUUGGAGCCCCUGUGCUGUUGCGAGUACAUAGAUCGAAAUGGGGAAAAGAACCACGUGGCUGCUUGUUUGUGUGAUUGCCAAGAUCUGGACGAAGGGUGUGAUAGAUGGAUCACGUGUAAGUCCGUGCAGCCUGAGACCUGUGAAAAGAUCAUGGACACAAUCUCAGACCGCCUCCGGAUUCCUUGGCUUAGGGGAGCCAAGAAAGUUAACAUUAGCAUCCUUCCCCCACUGUUCCUGCUGCCUGUCUUUCUCCGCGUGGCUUCCUGGCAUUUUCUGCUUGGGGCGGUGGUUUUGACCUCCCUCCCCGUGCUGGCUCUGUGGUACUACUACCUCACUCACAGGAGGAAAGAGCAGACUCUGUUUUUCCUGAGCCUCGGACUGUUCUCUCUGGGCUACAUGUACUACGUGUUCCUGCAGGAAGUGGUCCCCAAGGGGCGUGUGGGGCCCACUCGGCUGGCUCUUCUUUCCUGCGGGUUAUUGCUCAUCCUCUUCGCCUUGUACAGAGCCAAGAAGAAUCCAGGCUACCUCAGAAACCCAGCACCCAAUGACAGGGCUCUAAGUGGCAGCCAGGUCGAAUGCCUGAACAGAAAAGGGCCUGAGAAGCCCAAGGGGUUCCCCGGCGCAGAUCUGUCGGGCGGUCUCAACAACCGCGCACCCAAGGACGAGACUAAGGACUCCCCGAGGACAUCGGCUGGAAGCCCGGCCAAAGGGAAGGAGGACUGGUGCGCCAAGUGCCAGCUGGUGCGGCCAGCCCGGGCGUGGCACUGCCGGAUCUGCGGCAUCUGUGUGAGGAGGAUGGAUCACCACUGUGUCUGGAUAAAUAGCUGUGUCGGAGAAUCAAACCAUCAAGCAUUUAUACUUGCCCUUUUGGUCUUCCUGCUCACCUCGGUAUAUGGGAUAACGCUGACCUUGGACACCAUCUGUACAGACAGAAGUGUCUUCACAGCUCUCUUCUAUUGCCCUGGAGUUUAUGCAAAUUACAGCUCGGCUCUGUGCUUCACCUGUGUGUGGUACUCUGUCAUCAUCACGGGGAGCAUGGCCUACAUCUUCCUAAUCCAGCUGAUAAACAUCAGCUACAACGUGACCGAGAGGGAGGUGCAGCAGGCCCUGCGACAGAAGACGGGGCGCCGGCUGCUCUGCGGGCUCAUUGUGGACACAGGCCAGUACAAUCGGGGCUUCCUGCGGAACUGGCACCAGUUCUCCACCCUGGGCACGCACCCCUUCCACCACCCUGCCGAGGACAUCGUCUGAAGUGCCUUCUGUACGGCUCCGGGGUGGGGGGUGGCUCCUCCCUCUGCUCCCUUGCGUCGGACACUUCGGUACACGCAGGAUGCUCAUGUUUAUCCCUUGUUUCCUAAAGGCAUUAUAGGGCCAUGCUCAGGUUUAGGCGCUGGACUGGGAAGAAACGAAUUUUUCUGAUUUCAUAACUUAAAAGAGAUUUUUAUAUCUAAGAGGUAAAAGUAGAGCCAUUCCUUUCCAUUCACCUUACUAACUAACUAAGUCACCAUAAGUUGUGGAUUGCUAAUGCACAAAUGGAUAGAAGCAGUUCCCACCCAUUACUAUGGGAGAAAGAGCCUUGGAUCAGGAGAGUUUCUAGUCCCUCUUUCAAUUCUGUAUAGCCAUGCGACCCUCAGUCAAGUCCCUUUGCCGAGUCUCAGGUUCACCUGUCAAGUGGGUACUGAUGCCUGCCCUGGCUACCUCACAGAGCGGUUGUUGAGGGGCAGGGGUCCCGUGAGGGAUGAGGUUUGUAGAAAACAUGGAAAAACAACUAAAGCAGCAAGGAGGUAUGAAGCAUUAUUAGGAGAAUCCUAAGACUGGAAAAAAUAUUUGUAGGUCGGAAUAUUGAAGCUAGUAUUAUUGGAGUAAUCCAUUUUCAGCAUUUCAGAGUGAAAAACAGAUCCUCAAAUAACAUGUUGUACAGUUAGGGAAAUUUCUCUUUCUGAAGUAUUAGAUGUUAACUACUCAAACAGAUGACCAGAUGGAUUUAUGCUGUCAUCUGAUAUUGAAAGGAUAGUUGAUGAUUUUAAGCAUAAUUAUUACUAGUAUAAUGUACAGUGGCCAUGAGUUUAGGUGGUGAGUUCUUAUAUUUACCUUACUUCUUAUGUAUUUAUUCUGCUUGGAUUUACUCCCAGUAACUCCAGGAGGCAUCAAUGUUUUCUUCUUCCCAUGUUUUGCCUGGUCAGGUGCUUGUACACUUGUGACAAUAACUGGACAAGAACAGACACUCCUAUGGGAAACAGUUCACUCUUUCUGGGUAGGGUGGCUGGUUAUAUCAAGGGCUUGAUGUUUUUGUUCACGUAAGUAAUACAGAUACUGUCAGUAACAGCA
Molecule: messenger RNA, 2669 nt
Organism: Capra hircus (goat)
Lineage: Eukaryota; Metazoa; Chordata; Mammalia; Artiodactyla; Bovidae
Gene: ZDHHC23
Product: zinc finger DHHC-type containing 23
Exons: 5
Coding region: 303-1592 (429 amino acids)
Biological process (GO): protein targeting to membrane; peptidyl-L-cysteine S-palmitoylation
Cellular component (GO): Golgi apparatus; endoplasmic reticulum
Molecular function (GO): protein-cysteine S-palmitoyltransferase activity
Source: RefSeq, a predicted model, not a curated record